Messenger RNA from Cuscuta europaea, 1308 nucleotides. The record is from the annotation of a GenBank genome assembly. Lineage: Eukaryota; Viridiplantae; Streptophyta; Magnoliopsida; Solanales; Convolvulaceae.
AAAACUUAUUAAAUUAAAACAGUAUAUUUGUGAAGAAUGUGGAGAUUAUUUGCAACUGAGUAGUUCAGAUAGAAUUGAUUUUUUGAUCGAUGAGAAAACGUGGGCUCCUUUCGAUGAAGACAUUCUUUCUCGGGACCCCAUUCAAUUUGAUGAAGACUCUUCUGAAGAAUCAUCGGAAUACCCUUAUGAAGACUUUUCAGAAGACUCUUCUGAAGAAUCGUUGGAAUACCCUUAUGAAGACUUUUCAGAAGACUCUUCUGAAGAAUCGUCGGAAUACCCUUAUAAAGACCCUUCUAAAUACUUUUAUCAAGUAUUUUCUAAUUAUGAAAACUCUUAUGAAGAGGAUCUUGAUUUUUAUCAAAUAGAAACAGGCUUAACCGAAGCUGUUCAAACAGGUCUAGGCCAAGUCAACGGUAUUACUGUAGCAAUAGGGGUUAUGGAUUUUUAAGUUUAUGGGGGGUAGUAUGGGAUCCGUAGUCGGAGAGAAAAUAACCCGUUUAAUUGAGUACGCUACAGAAAAUUUUUUGCCUCUGAUUAUAGUGUCGGCGUCCGGGGGUGCGCGAAUGCAAGAAGGAAGUUUAAGUUUGAUGCAAAUGGCUAAAAUAUCAUCUGCUUUAUACAAUUAUCAAUCGAAGAAAAGAUUAUUUUAUAUAUCAAUCCUUACAUCUCCUACAGCUGGUGGAGUAACAGCGAGUUUCGGUAUGUUAGGGGAUAUUAUCAUUGUUGAACCUAAUGCUUACAUUGCAUUUGCAGGCAAAAGAGUAAUUGAACAAACAUUAAAUCAAACCAUACCUGACGAGGCACAAGAAGCUGAAUUUUUAUUUGAGAAGGGUUCAUUUGACUUAAUUGUACCACGUCAUCUUCUAAAAAGCGUUAUUAGUGAGUUAUUUACGUUUCAUGACCGGGGCACUUUCUUUCAUUCAAAGUUCAAAUUCAUUUGAACUUUGAGUGAAAGAAAAUAAUUAUAUUGAUUUUAGAUUGAUAUAAAUAGUUAGAUAAAAACUCACAGAUACAAAUAAAUAUAGUAAAAAAAAUACCUUUUCUAUGAGUGACUUUCCGUCUCUUUUUAUACCAUUAGUAGGCUUAGUAUUGCCGGCAAUUGCAAACGUUUUAUUUAUUUAUUACUGUUCAAGAAAAAUAAAAAUUUUUAGAUAUUUUAUAUAUUGAGAUCCUCCCUUUUUUGUAAGUUGCUUUUUUUUGUAUCAUAACAGGAAGAUCUGUGGAAUCAUAUUGACUUAAGGCGUUAUUUUUUUCUAUCUAACCAAGUUUAUGAAUUACCCCUAAAGGUUUACAUCAAACUAGUGCUAG